CUAAGUGCAUUGCUAGCACAGUUGGUCCGAGCUGCUGAAAGGUCUGGUCGCAGAGACGGGAACGCAGCAUCCUCAGCGUGCUCCAUCCCGGCAGCGUCCUCCUGCGCUCGCCCGGGCAAAGAGCCUCUGGAUAACAGCUCCUCUGCUUCUCGGACAAGCCUGAUGAAGUCCUCCGAUAUCGACCAGGAUUUAUUUACCGACAGUUACUGCAGGGUAUGCAGUGCACAGCUGAUAUCCGAGUCCCAGCGGGUCGCCCAUUAUGAGAGUCGAAAACAUGCAAGCAAAGUCCGGCUAUACUACAUGCUUCAUCCCAGGGAUGGUGGGUGUCCUGCCAAGAGGCUCCGGGCAGAAAAUGGCAGCGAUGCUGACAUGGUGGACAAGAAUAAAUGCUGUACGCUCUGUAACAUGUCCUUUACCUCAGCUGUGGUGGCCGACUCACACUACCAAGGCAAAAUCCACGCCAAAAGGUUAAAACUGUUGCUAGGAGAGAAACCUCCAUUGAAAACCACAGCAACACCCCUGAGUUCACUUAAGACCCCUCGGGUGGACACGGCUCCUGUGGUCGCCUCUCCCUACCAAAGAAGAGACUCAGACAGAUACUGUGGUCUCUGUGCGGCCUGGUUUAAUAACCCACUGAUGGCUCAGCAGCAUUAUGAUGGCAAGAAACACAAAAAGAAUGCAGCACGGGUUGCCUUGCUAGAGCAGCUUGGGACAUCUCUGGAUCUCGGGGAGCUAAGAGGUCUGCGGCGCACCUACAGAUGUACCACCUGCAGUGUGUCGCUCAACUCCAUAGAACAGUAUCAUGCACAUCUGCAAGGAUCGAAACAUCAGACCAACCUGAAGAAUAAGUAGUGAAAGGAUCAAUCAAAAGCUAAGAAGAGAUGCCAGUAUUUCUCUGUGGUGGAGAACUGCUCACCAACCAAAAGAGGAUCCUUCCUUGAGCAAUGAACAUUUCUUACAAGGAUUCACAGAUUAACACAUGACCAAUAUUGAUUUUGGAAAGUAACUAAGAUUUCUUUUUCUUCUUUUAAUUUAGUGGCAAGUUAUACUUGGAUUUUAAGGAAUCCUUUCCUGAUAACAUGUUUAGCACAAGUUCUAAACUGCAACCACAGCUAGUCAGAGCAUUAUUCAAACUUACAGAGUGGAAAAUUUAAUUUCCAGUUUAUUCUAGAUUAGAGUUACAGUGAUUUUGUGAGACCCUUCAUGAUUUCAUGUAAGUCUCCUAGAUCCAUUGAUAAAUAUACUUUUGUCAUCAUGAGGAACAUAGUUGGUGAAAACAACAACAGAAACAGAGCAAUUUGUGGCGUGUGGACGUUGUAUGACAACCAGAAUACCACUCCUUCCUGCUUCACACCGAUGAACCAGCCUGGCCUCUAAAUACCAGGCUUCUGAGAGCAAGCAGAAACAGAGAGGAAGGGCCUUCACUCUGGAUCACUUUGACGGAAAGCCUCCCAAGAUUAAGCCAAGUUCUCCCUGCAAGCUGCCAGAUCAUAGCUUAGGAAAAGAAUUAGGUUUGAGUGCAUGAUGAUCCGAUUAAGUAAAAAAGUCUUCACAGCGGUUGAUGUUGGUUGGAAUGCUUUUCUGAAGGUAUCUGAAGGAGAAUUUUAAACCCCAGAGUGAGCUGGAAGUAGUACUUAGAAAGUUGGCCCAGACUGUGGGCUUUAAUUUGGGGUACUGAUGAUUUGGGGGAAACGUGAACUAAAUCUUGAAGAAACUUCAUCCUCCUGUUUCUCUUUCAUCUUGCUGCUGAGCUGGGAUUGGGUGACUUUGUAAAACGCCACUGGGUAGAGGAUGGACCAGAAACUGAUGCUCUUUGAAGGGAUCGAGUCUGAGUGCAACUGUGAAGAUCCUUCUCCGGGGUUAAUUGUAUCACCACGGGAAGUGGUGCCUUGCAGACGCUGCAAGGUUGACACCAAACUUCCAUUCCUGGGCUCUCGGCUGGCUGGAGCAGCCCUUUACACCUUGUGACCACCAGUGAAGUACAACCUUUCCAGACAUCGUUGCUUUCCACAGGGACAUGAGGUGGUUACAGCCAGCGAGCAAUAAACGAAACGACACGGAAAUGCAUAGUGUUGUUCUUAAGGUGCCUGUUUUGUUGUGUGAGGAGGUCACAGACCGUAGGGACCAGGCUGUGGCCGUGAAGACAGAGGUCACAUACCGGUACAGUCAUGCUGCAGGUGGGGAACAAGACGGGUGUAGCGACAACAAUUUUAUUUUGAUAUUUUAGAAAGAAGCACACAACAGAGUUACAAUCCUGCAGUGAUGGCUUUUCUUUGAAUGUGUGGAAUAAAGCUUUAUUUGUCAAUCCUGCUGUAAUAUAA
Meriones unguiculatus (Mongolian gerbil) is the source of this 2321-nucleotide messenger RNA. It is a transcript of the gene Zmat4, whose product is annotated as zinc finger matrin-type 4. The transcript is spliced from 7 exons. The coding region runs from base 163 to 852 and encodes 229 amino acids. NCBI's taxonomy places the organism in Eukaryota, Metazoa, Chordata, Mammalia, Rodentia, Muridae. The record is from RefSeq and is a predicted model, not a curated record. Gene Ontology annotation, molecular function: zinc ion binding; nucleic acid binding.